ACGCCGCUCUCCCCGCAAUCUCCCACUCCGCGCAGAUAAUCGUGUGCGCCCAAAAGACUGGAUAGCGUUCUGAGGACCACAGACCGGUUCUCGACGCUCAUAGCAGCGGCCAGAAUAAACCUUACCCGUCGAUGACCCGCUUCGUCGGUGUAUGCCUCGUUGCAAACCCCGCCACGGAUGAAGAUACCGCUCAUCGCUGAUGAACUCGCUUUGGACCCUGCUCGAUUGGAUCUUGCCCUCAGUACGAUUAUCUGACGAUCUGGAGGACCGCUACCUCACCGACGACGGUUACUCCGUGGCCUCGACACUCACAGCACCCAGAAUACGUGGCCAAUACUCGCACGAACUGCGGCGCGACUGGACGCGGGAGCGCGACCGCGACCGCGAGCGAGAGCUGGAUCGCGAACGCGCACGCAUCGCCAUCGAGGACAGGGAGAAGGAGCGACAGCGCGCACAGCUCCUCGAACGCGAGAAUGCCGCCCUCCAGCAGCGCGUCGCCGCCCUCGAGCGCGACCUCCAGUCCGCCCGCCAGUCUCUCGCCACCUUCUCUGUCCUCUCCUCCCCACUCCCACCCGCCAAUACCCUCAGCGCCACCCCCCGAAUGUACCGCACGCCUUCGCCCAACCCUGUCGAUCUACGCACGUCCUACGAUUCUCUCUUGUCGUCGUACAAGACGGCCCACCGCGCACUGCAAGAACGCACGGAGGAGGUCGCGAGCCUGAAGACCUUCCUCAGCAAGACAGACGAGUGGUCCGGCGCACAGCUUCUCCAGGCCCUGCGCGACCUGAACGCAGAGAUCGUCCAGCUCGCCGCGUCUGUGGCGGAAGAGUUUGCUUCAGCACUCGACCGCCGCGUCGACCUCGUCCGACAAUCAGACCGCGAGCUCCUCAACAGCGCGAUUGGCCCUGCCAUGACGAACCUGCUCGUCACGCGCGACCACUCCGGCGACCCAACGCUCGUGCAGUUUGCCAUCCAGGCAUGGGAGGUGUUCUGCGUUGGUCGCAUCAUGAACGCCUUCUGCUUUGGUCUUCCUGCCGACGUCGACCAGUUCCUUGGGGGCCUGUUCGAGCAGAUGAACCGUACCGAACCACAAGCUACUGCUUCACGUUGGCGUGCCCUCACCUACAACCAUUCGCGCCGUCACCUCCCAUUACGACCCGACGCGCCAUCCGGCUCGCCCCCCGCCACCUUCCUCCAACUCAACGACACCAACCUCCGCGGGCUCCUCGCCGUCCUCGCGCUCUCGGGGUGCACCGACAGCCGCGGGGUGCACCGCGACCCGCUUCGUUCGCGCUUCGGCGCCGGCCUCGCGCGGAUCUGCGAGCGCGCGGAGCACAUCGCCGGCGCGGUCAGGGAGGGCGUGAUGAGCAGCGUGUUCGAGGUGAGCUGGGUGAAUGCGGGGAACGUGGGCAGGCGGGACGAGCGGUGGUUCGACUGGGCGACGAUGGAGAACGUGUAUGCGGGCCAUGGCUCGGAGCGCAGCAAGGUCCUGUGCACCGUCGAGUUCGGCCUGGCGUGUGUUAGGCACGGAUCCUGGCCGGACGGGGACGGUGCGGCAUCGAAGACAAGUGGGACCACGUCGGGCAGCGUUAACGGCAACGGCGUUGCGGCGAACGGCGGGGCUGAGGGCUUGCUGGCCCGCAGUGUGCUCUUGAAACCGAAGGUGCUCUUGGAGUCGGUUAUGGACAUACUGUGAUUAUUUCAUGGUGCGUCUAGCACUUCUGGCUGCGGAGGUGCAGCUGGUCGAGUCGCGAACUGCAGUACAUACAUCUGGUCCCCCAUGAAGCGCAGUACUUAUACGCCGUGAAACGCUGUCGCGAACAUCCCAAUCUCAACGCCGAACGAGCGCCCACGAUACGGUACUCAACCAAAAUACCUCCCGAGAUACCUCUGAUAUCUCCCUCUCCCUGUGUUCCCUGCCCACGGUCUCCGGAAAAUGACCUGUCUGACGAUGCGACGAUACACGCGGUUUACUUAUAUUGUGCUCCUGCUAUGUGCUGCUGUUUAUGUUACCGUACGCCUGUAUCUAAUGUGUACUAUACUGUUGUCGAACACAGUUGUACAAGACUGUCUUUUUCAGUGUUCGACGUUCAGCAUUGCAACAUGGAGGCUGUGUGUAUCUCUCUGACAUAACAUGGUAGUACCGCUGGAUUCAUGGAUAUUGUGCCAUUGUUGCGCAU
Messenger RNA from Fomitopsis serialis, 2180 nucleotides. RefSeq lists its product as uncharacterized. Lineage: Eukaryota; Fungi; Basidiomycota; Agaricomycetes; Polyporales; Fomitopsidaceae. The transcript has 2 exons. The coding region runs from base 200 to 1696 and encodes 498 amino acids. The record is from RefSeq and is a predicted model, not a curated record.